CAAACAACAAGACGACCGGGGGAGACAGAAAAACUCGUUUCGACCGUUGCGUUACAAGAAAGAAAUAAGUAUACAAUUUAGCGUCGAGAUUCACACAAGUUAAACGUUUGAAACGGAGACACGUCUGAUUAGACCAUUGGGUACAGCGUAGCGCAAACGUGCAAAAGGAGAGAAUUGUUAAAAAAAAGAUUCAACUCUGGAGAAAAUAGUGGCUGGCUAGUUUAGCCUAGCUGGCCAGCAGGCUCGCUUUGGCAGGUCUCGCAGAAGAGGUGUGAGGAGUUGGAAGCUGAAGGCUUGCUUAUGUUAAAAAAAGAAAUUGGCCUAUAAGAAUAUUUAAAGAGAUUGAGAUUUACACCGCAAUAGAUACAGCAUUUCAAACUGCCCUGCUUUUUUUUAACAGUAGCUGCUGUUAUUAAUGCUGCCACAAGAUCUUAACAGAACAGUGUAUUUUCCCUUUCUAUAGUGUUUUCCAUUAGCUGAUUUUUGUAAAGAUCAGAAGUUAUUGGCGCAUUAGUGUGGUGUGCCAUCUUUUGAAGCUCACGUUUUUCUGGCUUGAUACUCAUCGGCCUUUAUCUCACUGAAACUGGCAGCUAUAACAGUACUUAUACAGAGUUUAGGAUUGCAAAGUCCAUCUCAGCACACAGAACCAACAUACAGGUUCUGACAGAACCAUCUCAUUCCUGUUCCCCACUUGUCCUGAUUAUUUACAGUCCUGUUGUUUGGACAAGAAACCUUGAGCCCUCUGGACACACAGAAUAUGACGGCUGAGACACUCAACUUCGGUCCAGAAUGGCUCCGUGCACUAUCCAGAGGGGGGAGCGUGACGUCCCCUCCCCCUUCCCCUGCAAUGCCAAAGUCCAAGUUGGCCGACUACCGCUAUGGCCGCGAGGAGAUGUUAGCACUUUAUGUCAAAGAUAACAAGAUCCCUGAAGACAUGCAUGAUCAGGAGUUCGCCUCCAUCCUGCAGGAAGAGCCUCUGCAGCCGUUGGCUCUGGAGCCCCUAACCGAAGAGGAGCAAAGAAACUUCUCACUGUCGGUGAAUAGUGUGGCAGUGCUGAGGCUAAUGGGUAAAGGAGGAGGGGCAGUACCACCAGGUGUGUCUAGAGGGCGUGGAACUGUUCGGGGAGGCAGAGGUAAAUUGAGCCCAGAGCAGGGGGAGGUUGGAUUCUACCAAAGAGGUGCGGAGGAAGAGGUUGGCUUUGGCCGUGGACGAGAAGUGCACCGCAGCCAGAGCUGGGAUGACAGAGGUGAGCGACGCUUUGAGAAGCCCUUGAGGCGUGAUGUUGGGCGGGGCGGAUUUGAAGAGGGCGGGGCAGCAGGAAGGAAGGAUUAUGCCCGCUCGGACAGCGAUAACUGGCGCACACUCAGAGAGGAGCAGGAGGACAUGGAGGGGGCGGAGCCUGGGGCAUGCUGGAGGAUUGCAGGAGCACGCCGUGAAGAUGGUGGUCCUCGUUCAGCGGGUUGGCGGGAUCAGGUCAGCGGAGACGGCCGACGUAAAAAGUUUGACUUUGACUUCCGUGAUGGAGAGAGUGGACGGAGAAGGGCUGGAAGUGAAGGAGGAGAGGAUGAGAGAGAUGGCCUACCUGAGUGGUGCACUGAUGAAGAAGAGGGAGAGAUGGGAACCUUCGACUCCUCCGGAGCCUUCAUGUGCAUCAAGAAAAACGCCAGAGAUACAAUCCAUGAAGACCAGGAACUGGAAUUUGAACCUCUGGAGGAGGAAGAGGAGAGUUGUCAGGGGAAGGACAGCCCUACUGAACAAUUCGAGGAGUUUGAUGCAGCAACUAUCUUUGAGGGCGAUGGAAAGCCACCAUCACCAAUUUUUGUCCCAGCUCCUAUACACCCCCCAGAGCCAGAGACCCCCAAACCUAUGAUCACGCCCCCCUCAAAACCUGCACCCCAGCCUGCUGAAGAUGCUCCUCCAGGCAGUGUCGGCACACAGAAAAGGCAUAACUCCUCCCCUCCCAUGACCAGUACUGACCUCCCUUCGGUAGGUGGAGACACUGAAGAAGAAGAUGGCAUGAAGCACCUUCAGCAGGAGGCAGAAAAGAUGGUGGCAUCCCUACAGGACACGUCUCUUGAAGAGGAAUGUUUCACUCAAGCUCUUCAGGAGAGCCACAUCGGUGCGGGGCAUGCCCACACACACCCCUCUUCUCACACACACUCUCAUUCCACCUCACACACACUUUCACACUCCGCCAGCGCCCUGCCUCUCUCCCAUGAAUCGGCUAUGAAGUGGUUCUACAAAGACCCUCAAGGAGAGAUUCAAGGCCCAUUUACUACAGUGGAGAUGUGCGAGUGGUUUCAGGCGGGGUAUUUUACAAUGAACCUGGUGGUCAAACGUGGUUGUGAUGAGGGUUUUCAGCCCCUGGGUGAAGUCAUUAAGAUGUGGGGGCGUGUGCCUUUUUCUCCCGGCCCCUCCCCUCCUCCGCUCCUGGGAAACAUGGACCAGGAGCUGCUUAAGAAGCAGUUAGAACAAGCUGCCAGUGCAGCCUUGUACCAACAACUUCAGAUUAGAUUCCAGCACAUGAACAGGGAGUCUGGAAUAAUGCCUGGCAUGAACAGGUCUAUGUCAGUGCCAGACACCGGGUCCUUGUGGGACAUGCCUACCUCAGUAUCUCAGCAGUCAGGCGGUGAGGCCAGUCUGUGGGACUUAACCAUGAGUAACUCCACUCAGGGUUCGACUCUUGAACAUUUGCAGAAAAUCCAGCAGGAGAGGCGUGAAGCUGAACUCAGGGUGAAGCGUGAAGAGGAGGAGAGGAAACGGAGGGAAGAGAAACGCAGACUGCAGGAGGAACAGAAGAGAAGAGAUGAGGAAGACCUUUACAGGCGAAAACAGUGCCGUCAGCAGCAGGACUUGAUCAUGAAGUUACUGCAGCAGAGUCAGCAGCACCAGAGUAUGUCAGGGGGUGCAGGGUGGAGUGGUAGCCAAACUGGAUCUCUGGGCAAGACUUCAGGAAAGAACAUCCUGGAUCUAGAGACAGAGAGACUUUACAAGCAGCAACAGCAGCAGAGAGCUCAGCAGCAGCAAAGGCAUGGAGGUUUAACAAUGGGCCAAUGGAGUGAUGGGCCCGCUAGUAUGUGGGGUGGAGCUGGCCUGGAAGGAAAGCUCGGAGGCGGCAACCCUGCUAUGGGCAUGUGGGACGAAGCCUUGAAGAACCAGGCCAGCCAUCGCAACAUGGGCCUGAAGAACAGCCGCAGCAGUCCCUCGCUCAGUGAACAGUACAUGCUGAAUCGCCGUAAGCGCACCGACGACGAAGACAGGCUUCUGAAGUUGCUUCAGGGUAUGAAACCACAGGAUGGUUUCACCACUUGGUGUGAACAGAUGCUUCACGCUCUCAACCCUUCUGCAAAUAACUCCUCUUCACUGGAUGUGCCCACCAUUGUGGCAUAUCUAAAGGAGGUGGAGUCUCCAUAUGAAGUUCAUGACUUCAUCCGCAUUUAUCUGGGUGAUACUAUGGAAGCCAAAGAGUUUGCCAAGCAGUUUCUGGAGCGCCGUGCCAAACAGAAAGCAAACCACCAGAGACAACAGCAGCAGCUGUCUAAGGAGGUCUCUGGAUUGAACAUGAACUUUCCCCUGCAGUCGAUGUUCCAGGCAGCACACAUGAAUAAGGGCAGCAGCAUGUACGACACUCAGGGAGGAAAAGCGAAGAAAAAGCCUAGCAUGAUGCUCCACUCUGACCCCAGUAUCCUCGGCUACUCAUUCCUGGGGGGAGGUGAGCUGGAGCAGGUGGAGGAUUACUGACCCAGCCCGUCUACUUGAGUUUACCUGAGGCCUUAAACCUGGAGCAAAUCAGCAGAGGAAUGUGCACUGCUCAGUGAGAGGAGGGCCGGAGCAACAUUUGUCGACGCCCACUCUCUUUUUCCCCUUGUUCUCUCUCAAUCCGCACUGUGAGAGGAGCAGAAGAGCGGGUUAUUUGGAGGAUCAGCGUGAAGAGGAGAUCCUCUUUCACCUCCUCCUGUGAAGCACCUUACCUAAACCAUUGCACUUUAAUGUUUUCAUAUUUGAAAUGGAGUUUUGUCCUUUUUUUACAAUGCAAAAGUGUGUGAAUAUAUUGUUGCGUAUAUUAUGUGUCGAAUAUUUGUAAGAGUAUACAUACGAGCAGUAGGAACGGAGCGGUUUCAGCUGUAUCGAUAACCGAGGUUAAGCGUUCUUAGGGGCGGUUAGAAUAUAUCUCUCCUAAAAGACAAACACUGUUGUAUUUUUAUGUUCAUGGUAAAGCUAUAAAAAUGAAUUUAAAAACUUGAAGAUUUGCACUUGUUUAACAUAAAAGAAAAAGAAAAAAAAAAUGUUAGUGUAGGUUAUGAGGAUUUUUGUGAGCAUGUGUGCGAGCGUUAGCGUGAGAUGAAGGAAAGUCUGCACAAAUUUUAUUACUUACCAACCUGUAUAAAACAAAUGCCCUGCUUUUAUUUUGUUGGACACGAUUUUUGUACUUCAUUGAACAUGUGUGUUAAAUUGCGUGCGUGUGGACAGGCAGAAGAACUUCUCUCUUAUUGUAUAUAGGCUCUUAAUAAGAGACGGAUAGGACAGUCAAGCUUUGCGUUUUUACCUUUCAGUGUUUCAAAGCAUGGCUGAGGUGCUGUUUGGCUCUUUUCUGAGGGCGAUCAGGGUCUCGGAGCUUGUGUUUGGUAUGUAAAUGUAGCUUUAUUGUCUGUACACAAACUCAACUUACAUUACAACUGUUCCCGUUCCCCUUUUAUUUUCUCUGCCCUUGAUGUGAACUGCCUUGUAUCCAGAAAGUGAGAGUGUGGAUUCUGUUUGCUGAUGUUUGAGUCGGUUACCAUGGAGCUGUGAUUUAGUGUCUGUUGUUACUUUUUUUUUGUUGCUAAAGGACGAAUGAUUAUUUUUUUAUAGCUUUAUACAAAGUAUUUGAACUUCAUGAGUUGGAGCACUUUCUAGGCUGCUACCUUGUCUUUUUUUGAAUAUUUUUAUUUGUUUUCUUGUGUGUAUUUUUUAUUUGCCUCCUAAGGUUGUAGUAUUAUGAAUGAAUGUAUUCCAAAAUGAACAAUGUGCAUCUAAAAGCAAGGCUUGUGUGAAGCAGGACAUGCCUCACCAUUCGGAAUAUGCCUAUUAUCAGAGGUCAGAUUCUGGGACGUGCAUGGCCUGUACGGAGCUGAUGGUCUCCGGCUGCUAGUGCGCUUCCAGAACUUUCUCACUGCACCCGGAGAUACCAGGUUUCUUUCCCACAAUCAGAUCUCUUGGUUGAACGGACUGUCAGAUUUCCAUCUUAUUUGUGCUCUUAUUACAGGGCCAAUGAGAGCCAAGGAUCUACAAUGUGUAGCAGUAACUUUCUUUUUUUGAAAGAAUCUAUAUUUUGUUAUUAGUUUGUUUUUGAAAGAUCUUUUUCCCAAAUACAAGAAUGUUGGGAUCAUAAUACUUGUUUUGCAUCAAACUUUCUGAACCCUCUGACAAGAAAGACUUUGAGGAUCAGGAUUUUGGUACUUAAUACAUUGAAAGAAAAGAUACCUGCUAUAUGCAUAUUUCACUCUAUUCUGACUGGAUUAUAUUUUUGUAAAAAGAAAAAAAGAUAUGGACUGAAAACAAGCACUAACUCAAAUGCCAUCCUGGAGUAGGGGUAGUAGUGGCAACCAGCUGCGUUAAGUGGUACACACAGAGAGUGGGAUUGAGUGAAUGUGUGUAGAACCAUCUCGCCCACACAGCAUAACACAAGGAUGGAGAUUUCCUCAUCAUUCGAGACUCAAUCCCCUCUGUUCUCUGCAACACUAUCAAAUGAAGGAAAAUCCUACACCAUAUGGAAAAAAUGGUUCUUUGAAUGUUUGAUUAAAAACCCUUUAUGCCUUUUUAAGAAGAAUACCCUGUGGAGAACCCACAGAUUUUCACAUCUAUCAAUCAUACUUCUUUGAAACUCACCCGCUGUUAGGUGGAGUCUAGAUGUGAUGGAGUUUUGGAUGGGAAACGAACAUAUGCAAACUCCUUGUUACUUCAUGCACUUCACUUGAACUAAAACUCAAGGACUCGGGCAUAAUUUCGCCUGUUAAAAGAGAGAAGUGGAUAUUACAGCAAUUAUUGAACCGAGAGAAUCCAUGAAUGGAAAGUCAACAGCUGAACUCUAAUAAAACGGGGGCCAGCCCACACACUAGUAUGCAUCCUAUGAUGUCAUCAAACUGGACUACGUGACCACAACUUUUUUGUUUCCUUGAAGAAUAGAAAGGGACCCACAGACUAGGUGUGUGUGCUCGUGUGGAGAGACUAUAUGUUUGUACGCAGACACUUGUGCAUUCUUUGAACUUGGAUGCCCUGUAAAUAAUGUAAAUGAUUUCGGUCUUUGCUAGUUCUGUUCAUCGUAGGCUAUCAUUUGUGUUUCACACGCCUUAAUUGUAGAAAACCCUGGUAAACAUAAACAUUAGAAAAGCACCGACUCUAUCAACACGCAGUACAUGUAUUCAUUUAAAGAAAUCUGAGCCAAGCUGGACAUUUCUCCUGUAUUCACAUUACCAGUCUGUGGGAAAUUUUCCACAGUAUUUUCUAUAACAUGUUAAGAUGAUGAACAUUGAUGUAUGCUAAAAAAAGAUAUUGUGAAGUUAAAAACAGCUGUUAGCUUGCCUCCUUUAGUCUUCUUUUUAGGUUUAAAUUUAAAUAAAGAGGUGGGGAAAUACAAGACAUGAGGGUUAGUUUUUGUUUGGAAAAGAUCAAACUAUGUGAAAUUGAGAAUAAAAUUUUAAGUGUUGAACUUGAA
This is a messenger RNA of Triplophysa dalaica, 6695 nucleotides long. It is a transcript of the gene gigyf1b, whose product is annotated as GRB10 interacting GYF protein 1b. The transcript has 26 exons. NCBI's taxonomy places the organism in Eukaryota, Metazoa, Chordata, Actinopteri, Cypriniformes, Nemacheilidae. The coding region runs from base 758 to 3742 and encodes 994 amino acids. The record is from RefSeq and is a predicted model, not a curated record. Gene Ontology annotation, biological process: insulin-like growth factor receptor signaling pathway. Gene Ontology annotation, molecular function: protein binding.